Messenger RNA from Ruditapes philippinarum (Manila clam), 2249 nucleotides. Its product is annotated as putative helicase MOV-10. Lineage: Eukaryota; Metazoa; Mollusca; Bivalvia; Venerida; Veneridae. The coding region runs from base 171 to 2249 and encodes 692 amino acids. Gene Ontology annotation, molecular function: helicase activity. The transcript has 12 exons. The record is from RefSeq and is a predicted model, not a curated record.
AAGAAGGAAAUUUAUUUAGUACCUUUUAACCGUCAAUACAUUUUUUAUGAAAAAAAAAGGAUAAAGACUUUACUCAAUAUAGAUGCAUGAUUAUAAACAUUUAGUCAUUUGUAAAAUACAUAACGGUUUACUACUAUUAUUUGUGAGUGUUUAUUUUGUGUUUGAAGAAAAUGCGGAGAAGAAAUCGUGGAACUUCUGCAGGUGAAGAGACUAAGGUAUUUAUAAAAUAUCUGACAGACAAUGAUCAUCCAGACGUCAUUAAAAGAGAUGAUCUUAAAGCGAUAUAUGAAGGAGAAUUUCUUCUACAUCGUCGGAAUAGUAAUCCUCACUAUACUGAUAUUAAAUACAGAGAUGUUUUGCGGUAUCUUAGAUACAAGAACAUGAUACACGAGCUGGGUGAUUAUUACAUAUUUGGAAAGGAUGUACAGGGAGAGUAUGGAAACAUAAUUGGUUCUGAAGACUACAGGAAAACGUUAGAAAAAUGGCAAGAAAAAGCGGCAUGUACACCCAAUUUUUGUGGCGUUUGUGGGGUACAAUGCUCGGGAGAAAACGAUUUUGAUCAACAUCAAAACGGUACUAGACACAGAAUUCAUCAGUUUCAUUACAACAUCUACAAAAACAGGGACCAGAUGUUGACUUGUCCAAGUGGAAUCGAAAUUGAGUCUGUACCAAUGGUAAACACCAGUUUGCUUAUAGAAAAAGAAUGUAGACCUAAAGAUGAGGUAUUCAUGCUGAUUUCCAUCAAAAACAAGAGCCGUGAUUGGCAUACUCUACUACUAAGAAGGUAUUUGUUACUAUGGGAUACAGGCGUUUUUAGAUUGGUACAAAAAGACAACACUAGACCCCCUAGAUUCCACUUUCACAUACAGCCAGGAACUAGCUUUGAGAUGCGUGUACAAUGUAAGGCUCCUGUAGAUUUUGGCCACCACUUUGUUCCAUUAGCAUUCUAUUUUGAGUGGAUGGAUAGGAACAAUAAGCUCAUACAAGACACUGCUGACCAGCAUUCAGAAGAGCUUGUUCCACGUUUUGUCUCUGUGCACGUGCUAGGUGAUUUGCAUGAAGCUAUGGCUCCUAUUGGUCCAUAUAAGAAACCUGACAAGAUUCCUGAUGAACGUGUUGAAGAAACAGUACCUGGUGAGCCGUGCCCAAAGUCCGGGAAAAACUUGUUAGGGGGCAGGCUUUCUCCGAGCUUCAUUCCACCCUUCCUUAAGCAUCAGGUAGAUAAAGGAUUGAAUGCCAAACAUGAGAUACUAGAUUUGAAAUUAAGACGCGCAAUAGACUGCGACCUCGACAUAACGAACUAUAAGUCGAAGUUUGACACACUGUUGUGGACAGAAGAGCUCCAAAUGAUUAAAGACAUAAAAAUAUAUGAUCUCAAAUCUCACGAAAUGACGCUUGACAUGCACAGAGGAGUCAUGAUUUUAGAGGUUCCAGGUCUGAUGGAGAGACGACCUUCAGUAAUGAGAGGGGAUAGGGUGUAUAUUUUUGCCGAUGGAAAUAGAAAUGUUCGAUAUGAAGGUAUAGUGCAUAAGGUAGAAUUGGAGACUGUAGAUCUAGGUGUUUCCAAGAGAUUGAGAGAUACUUGGAUUAAAGGCAAAAGAUAUGAAAUUAGAUUUGACUUUCUAAAGUUUAAUCUAUGGGUACAGCAUAGAGCUCUGACCGGUCUGAAAUAUGCAGAAACGAUUCUUUUUCCUUCCGAAGAAACCUCGUUAUCCAAGAGAGAAGACAAUGUUCCACUAAAGCCUUGGUUUGAUAGAAAUGUCAACGAAGAGCAGCGGACGGCUGUGACGAACAUUGUGCAGGGAACCAGUCGUCCAGGUCCUUACUUGAUAUUUGGUCCACCAGGAACCGGAAAGACAGUUACAGUUACCGAGGCUAUAAGACAGAUAUAUCAUAGCCAACCCGAGGCACGGAUAUUAGCGUGUUGUCCAGAAAACACUGCCGCCGACUUCUUAAUGAAGAAACUUAUCAACCCAAACCAACCUGGCACAAUAAAGAAGAAUGACAUCUAUAGACUGUAUGCCGUGUCUAGACCAUUAAUUACUAUUCCUAAAGAAAUCAUGGAUUCGAAACAGCUCAACUUUGACCGUGAAGAAAGAGAUUUUAUUUAUCCAGCUGUAUCUGAGCUGAAGAAAUUCAAAAUUCUCGUAAUGACACUAAGCACAGUUGGGAGGUUAGUUUCGGCGUCGUUUGAGAGGAACUUUUUCACUCAUAUAUUCAUCGUUUUCUGUUUUAUUGCUUUUUUAUGA